AUGGCCGACUUGGAGGCAGUAUUGGCCGAUGUCUCCUAUCUGAUGGCCAUGGAGAAGAGCCGAAGUCAGCCGGCGGCCAGGGCCUCAAAGAAAAUCAUCCUACCCGAUCCUAGGUAAUGCUUGAUUUAAUUUUACCAUAAAAUUCAUCAUUUUUAAUUUCACUGUCGAAUAUUUUUAAUUUUAUUGUACCGUGCAAUGUUUUAAUUUUUCUGCACCGUGCAAAAAAAUUUGUUUUUUAUUACUGUGAAACUUAAAGCGUAUUUUCGGCAAAAAUAUUGUCAUAAAAUUUAUUCCAUACUAAUAUAAAACUACUAAAGCAAUUUUUACUUUUAAUACUUCAUAAAGAACGGCACAGUAAAUUUUUUAAAAAACAAUGCACCGUGCAAUCCAAAAAAGUUUUGCACCGUGCAAACAAAUUGUGGUUUUUUUGUCAUUUUAUCGGUUGUAAAAAACGUUUUUGCACCUAGUUCCUAAAAUUUGGUUUGAGAGGGGGCACAAAGUUAUUUGAGAAACCUUAUAAUACCAAAAAUCUUCAUUAACAGAAGCUUUUUAUCUUAUUUUAUAUGAUUAUGCUGUAAUAACAUGUUAUCGUUUCAGCGUACGAAGUAUCAUGCAAAAGUAUCUCGAAAAAACCGGUGAAAUUCGAUUCGAAAAAAUUUUUAAUCAACGUCUCGGCUUCUUGUUAUUGAAAGAUUUCGCGGAAAAUGUGUCCGAAACGUCGUGUCCACAGAUCAAGUUCUACGAGGCGGUAAGUGUUACCUAAAUUUUAAAAUUCGGUUUCAAAUUUUAAAAUUCAGUUUGAAAAGACGAUCAAAAUGAUACCUAAAACGUCCAGAUCAGUAGCGUAGUUUUUGAGUUCGAAAUGGUUGAAUUUCGAUAUGGUAGUAGGUCAUUUUGAUGGUCUUUCUUUGUUUUAAAAGCAAAAACCAAUUGAAAAAUAAGACCAAUACCUCUUAGAGAGUUUUCCAUUCCUUUUUCCUUCUUUGUAUAUCAAAUAACAUUGUUAUUACAUCUUAAAAUGGCAGUUUUACCUCAAAGUCGACCAAGAAACAACUACUAUCUUUGAAUUUUCACAUUAACAAACAGCUAAAAACUGGUCAAACUUAUGUUUAAAUUAAAGCUCAUAUAGCAUUUUAUCCUUUUCUAUACCUCAUCUUACCUUUGACAUCAAUUUUACCACGUUUUAAUUAAUCUAAAAAACCGUGCACAGCAUGAUGAAUAUUGCAGCUUCCUGCCACAUUCCGCUUUAUAUCUUUUGAUCGACACAUCACAUUGUUCUAUGAUUUGUAUGCCUAAAUUCAAAAUAAAAAGACGAUUAAAAUGAUACCUAAAACGUCCAAUGCCGUGAACUCGUUUUUGAGCUUGAGCAUGCAACUUUUCGAUAUUGUAGUAGGCCAUCUGAUCGGGUUUCAAGCCGAAAAUCCUUGAAAAAGUGGGGGAAAAUACCUGAAAGUUACAAUUUGAGUUAGGAUUAUGUUAGAUAGAUUAAAAAUGACGUUGUAAACAUAAAAUGAAGGCAGACCUUCUUAGUUUGACAUCAAAAAUAUUGUUUUAGAUAAAAGAAUACGAAAAAUUGGAAACGCCAGAAGAGCGAUUGUCCAAAGCCAGAGAAAUCUACGAUCAUCACAUCAUGGUGGAAAUGCUGGCUCAUUCCCAUGUAAGUUCUUUGAGAAAUGGCAUAAUUUCCAAAAAAAAUUAAUUUUUGAAAAUUUUAAUUUAAACUUUCAGCACUACACAAAAGACUCAUUACAACAUGUGCAGAAGAACUUGAUGAAGAAUAUCGUUCCUCCUGACCUUUUUAUGGUAAGUUUUAAAAAGAAUGGCACAAUGAAUGUUUUAAAAAUGACUGCACUGUGCAAUGUUUUAAGCUUUUGCACGGUGCAACAAAUUUUAUUUUUUUGCGCUGUGCAAUUGGAGGCGUAUUUUAGGUAACAAAUAUGUGUCUGCCUUUUAGGCUAGACCAAUAAAAAGCUAUUAAAUUCAUUUUCACAUUGAUAGCUUUAAAAAGAAUGACACAGUGAAUUUUUAAAAAAUGACUGCACUGUGCAAUCUAAAAAAGCCUUGCACAGUGCAAAAAGAAUUGAGGUUUUUCGUCAUUUUAUAGUUUGUAAAGAAAGUCUUGCUAUUUUUCAUUCUGUAAAGAAAGUUCGUGUCAUUUUAAACUCUGUAAAGAAAUUCCUUGCAAUUUUUUUUUCUUGUAAAGAAAGUUCAUGCCAUUUCAGCCCUAUGUAACGGAGAUCUGUGAACAAUUAAAAGAAGACGUCUUCCCCAAAUUCCUUGAAAGCGACAAGUUUACCCGGUUUUGUCAAUGGAAAAACCUCGAACUGAACAUGCAAUUGACGAUGAACGACUUCUCAGUGCAUCGUAUCAUUGGUCGAGGAGGGUUUGGUGAGGUUUAUGGUUGCCGAAAAGCUGAUACUGGAAAGAUGUACGCUAUGAAGUGUUUGGACAAAAAAAGGAUUAAACUAAAACAAGGUGGGUUUUGAUAUUUGAUGUAUAUCUACCCCUACCCCAUACCCAAUGCAACCUCCCCCUUACCUCAUACCCCUACCUCUACCCCUAGAAAACAACUAACUACCCCUUCCCAAAACUCCACCCUGCCUCAAAAAUCUACCCCUCCUCAAAACUACACGCUCUCUCAAAAAUCUACCCCGCCUUAAAAAUUAAAAAAAUGACCCCAUUUUUACCCUACCAAUAUCAUUUCACCCCCCCCCCAUACCUCACCCGGUCUAUUUUUACCCUACUACACUUACCCCCACGGAGUUUUACCCCCGUACCUCACACCGCCUAUUUUUAUCCUGCUCCUAUCAUUUUUACCCCCCCCCCUACCUCACCCCGCCUAUUUUUACCCUACCCUACCAAAACUUUUCUUACAAUAGUCAUACUGUAUCCUCUUCAGGUGAAACCCUAGCCCUAAACGAGCGUAUCAUGUUGAGUUUGGUGUCGACCGGUCAGGACUGUCCAUUCAUCGUCUGCAUGACCUACGCUUUCCAAACCCCGGACAAGCUCUGCUUCAUCCUCGACCUAAUGAACGGCGGUGAUCUACAUUACCAUCUCAGUCAACAUGGCAUCUUCAGCGAGCAAGAGGUCACCUUCUACGCGGCCGAAGUCAUUUUAGGCCUAGAGCAUAUGCACAAUCGGUCAGUCGUGUACCGUGACCUGAAGCCGGCCAACAUUCUGUUGGACGAGAAUGGGCAUGUCAGAGUAUCGGACUUGGGCUUGGCAUGCGACUUUUCGAAAAAGAAACCUCAUGCUUCGGUCGGUACGCAUGGAUACAUGGCUCCAGAAGUACUGGCCAAAGGUGUGGCCUAUGAUUCGUCGGCCGAUUGGUUCUCGUUUGGAUGCAUGUUGUACAAGCUCUUGAAGGGACAUUCACCUUUCAGACAACACAAAAGCAAAGUUGUAGGUUAUCUUUGGAGUUGGGGGGGUAGGGUAGAGUAGGCGGGGUAUUGGAAAGGUACAGUUGGGCUAAGACGGGGGGGCUUGCAAAGGUACGGCAGAGCUAGAGCAGGGACUUGAAAGGGUACGGUAGGGCUAGGGGAAGGAGUUGGUAUAGUACGUUAAGGAAGGAUACGGUAGGCGAGGUACAGUACGGCGUGUUAGAGGCAAGGUAAAGUAAGGUAGUGCUAGGAUAAGGCACGGUAGGGGCCAAAGUAAGGUACGGUACAGGCUAAUAUAAAGUACGGUAAUGUUAAAGUACGAUACGGUAAGACUAAAGUAGUGGUAUCACGAGCUAACGUAGAGUAAGGUCGGGUAGAAAAAGGUAGGGUUGGGCAGGUUUUGUAGGCUUGGGUAGUGUAGGGUAAGGCAGGUUGGGUAAGGUACAGUACGGUACGGUAGCGCUAAUGUAAAGUACGAUAGGGCUUGGGAAGACUAACAUAAGGCACAGUGGGGGAAAUUAAGGUGUGGUAGGGCUAGUAUACAGUACGGUAAUGCAAAAUUAUGAUACGGUAGGAUUAGGGUAGGGGUAUUGCGGUAACGUAGGGUGCGAUAGGGCUAAAGGAGAGCACAUUAGGGUCUAAAUAAGGUACAGUAGAGUUAACGCAAGGUUGAGUAGGACCAGGGUAGGGGGUGUCAUAGACCUAAUAUAGGGUUAGCUAGGGUAGUGUUUGGCAGGGUAAUGUACAAUUGCGUACAGUAGAGUAGGGUAAUGCAGGGUAGGGCGGGAUACGAAAUAAUUUGACUUUACCUCAUCAGUAAUACCCAUGCCCCCAGCUCUACCCAUACCUUGUCACCUAAACUAUAUUUACCUCUGCCCUUACCCAUGUCCUUAAUCUUACCCUCAACCCUACUUCUACCCCUACCCUUCCCCGCCCUUACCUUUGCUCUUACCCGUACUCUGCCUUCACCCCCGCCCUUACAUUAAUAUACUUACUAAACUUUUCGAUCUUUCAGAGCCAAGACAAGAACGAGAUUGACAAAAUGACCCUAACUCAAGACAUCGAGCUCCCAGAUCAAGGUUUCACGCCAGAUUGUCGUGACCUCCUCGAAGGACUGCUGAAACGCAGCGUGCACGAACGACUAGGCUGUCGAGGCCGUGGUGCUGAAGAGGUACGAACCCACCCCUUCUUCAAGGGCGUGGACUGGCAGGUGGUGUACCUCCGCCGAAUGACCCCACCCCUAAUUCCGCCUCGAGGCGAGGUGAACGCGGCCGAUGCCUUCGAUAUUGGCAACUUUGACGACGACGAGGUGAAAGGCGUGAAGCUUCAAGAAACUGAUGCUGAGAUGUACAAAAACUUCAACAUUACCAUAUCCGAGCGAUGGCAGAACGAAAUCGCCGAAACUGUAUUCGAUGUUGUGAAUCAGGAUGCUGAUAAGAUUGAAAUGAAGAAAAAGAGCAAACAAAAAGCUAAGCUGGCGGCCGAUGAGAAAGGUAAGGCUUGUAAAGAAAGUUCUUGCUAUUUUUUGAUUUGUAAAGAAAGUUAUUGUCAUUUUAAGAUUUUUAAAGAAAGUUAUUGCCAUUGUGUGUUUUGUAAAGAAAGUUUCUGCAAUUUUUUGGUCUGUAAAGAAAUUUCUUGCCAUUUUAUGUUUUGGAAAGAAAGUUCUUACCAUUUUAAGUAUUGUAAAGAAAAUUCUUGACAUUUUGAAUUUUGUAAAGAAAGUUUCUGUCGUUUUUUGCAGUGUAAAGAAAGUUUUUGCUAUUUUGGCAUUGGAAAGAAAAUCUUUGCCAUUUUUUUGAACUGUAAAGAAAGUUCUUGCCUUUUUUUGCUUUGUAGGGAAAGUUCUUGCAAUUUUCUCAACAUAAUAUUGAUUUUGUUGUUUUGCAGCCCGCGGGUGACAUAUUAUACGAUAAAUUACAUAUUUUUGGUUUGGAAAGAAAGUUCUUGUUGUUUCCUGUUUUGUAAAGAAAGUUCUUGCGAUUUUAUGCUUUGGAAAGAAAGUUCUUGUCAUUUUUUACUUUGUAAAGAAAGUUCUUGCUACUUUUUAUAGAUCACUCCGUAUUUUACCUUCUUUUUUCAGAUUCUGACGUCAUUGUUCACGGCUAUAUCAAGAAGCUUGGCGGACCAUUCACAUCAGCUUGGCAAACCAAAUACGGCAAACUAUACCCCAGUCGAUUCGAAAUUUACGCCGAAAACCUGGGCGGUAAACCUGAUGUAAGUACUUUACUAUAUACUACUCAAAAACCGCAUAUUUUUUAUUUUGUUCUUGCACCGUGCAACCAAUUUACUGACUGCAUGGUGCAAUUUGUUGAAAAAAUUUUAAAAUUCAAUUUUUUGAAAAAUUGAAAAAAAAGAAUGGUUCUUGUGGUCUUAAAAACAUUUUUGUUUUACAAAUUUACUUAUGUCAUAAAAAUAAUGGCAGUUUUAGUCUAUUUUGUGCUGACUUUGGGUCAUUUAUUGGCUUGCACCGUGCAAUCAAAAAAUGACUGCACAGUGCAGUUUUCUGUUUCAUUUUUGAAGUUUUUUAAAAAAUCCAAGUUGAUAGAGAUGUUCAUUUUAAUUUUAAAAAUACUUUUUGUUAACCCAGUUUCAAUAUAUUUUAGGUAACAAAAAGUUAUGACACAUUUUAGAUCUCAUUGUAGUUUCAGCUACCUCUAUAGCUUGUGAUCUCAAAAACCUAGGUUUAAAGUGUCGAUAAGAACAAAUUGUGGUUUCUGAUAGAAGCAUAUUAAACAUCUUUUGUCACAAAAACACAAAACAUAAUGAAUUUUGGUUUCAGCUGGUGUUUAUGGACCAAAUGGAGGAAGUUGCGGCCGAAUUACAGCAAGUGAAAGGCGAAAGCGCCAUCGUUAUUCGGCUACGGGAGGGAUUCAAGGAAAACAAAAUCAUCUUAACAAAUCAGGUAUGAUAAAGGGGCGUUUUAUCUUUGUUUUGACAAAAUUUGGGGAAAUUUUGUCAAGUUUGAGGUAUAGAAACAUCAAUUUAUAGGUAUACCAUCUCAUUUUUGGCCAUUUUUUCCAAAAUUUCAAUCUGUUUCAGGACGAAAUCUCGCUGAAAGAAUGGCACACGUCCCUGCGAACCGCCCAUCGUGUUAGCGCCGAACUGUUGGCACGCAUGGGCAAGAAGGCCAUUAAAAUCUACGGCAUCAACCACGACCCAAUGCUCAACGAAAACGAACGGCCCGGCUCGGUGAAUCGCAUGCUGAUGAAUCGAGCUUCGUCCGUGGAUUCGGGAAUUUGA
Messenger RNA from Bursaphelenchus okinawaensis, 6620 nucleotides. The record is from the annotation of a GenBank genome assembly. NCBI's taxonomy places the organism in Eukaryota, Metazoa, Nematoda, Chromadorea, Rhabditida, Aphelenchoididae.